GAUGGGGGCCCUAGGCCAGUGCGACAAAACAUGUUCCGCACGGCGGAUGUGACUCAAACCAAGGGCAACGAGUUUGAGGACUAUUUCCUGAAGCGCGAUCUGCUGAAGGGAAUAUUUGAAAAGGGGUUUGAAAAGCCAUCGCCGAUUCAGGAGGAAGCGAUUCCUGUGGCGCUCUCUGGCCGAAACAUUCUGGCACGAGCUAAAAAUGGAACGGGGAAGACUGCCGCUUUUGCAAUCCCUGUGCUUGAGAAAUGCCAAAUAAACAAACGAGCAAUCCAGGGGUUGAUCCUUGUCCCCACCCGCGAACUUGCUCUUCAGACGAGCGCUGUGGUAAAGGAACUUGGCAAAUACUUGAACGUGCAGUGCAUGGUUUCGACUGGUGGCACCAGCUUGAGAGACGACAUUAUGCGUUUGCACAGCACAGUUCAUGUACUGGUGGGCACUCCAGGGAGGAUCCUCGAUCUGGCCAACAAGGACGUGGCGGAUUUGCGGCAGUGCCAUAUCGUUGUUUUGGACGAGGCGGACAAACUACUUUCCCCCGAGUUUCAGCCGAUUGUGGAGAAACUGAUCGAGUUUAUUCCCAUGCAGAGACAGAUUCUGAUGUUCUCUGCAACCUUCCCUGUGACAGUGAAGGACUUCAAGUGUAAAUACCUUGCAGAUGCUCAUGAAAUAAAUCUCAUGGAGGAGCUCACCCUCAAGGGUGUCACCCAGUAUUACGCUUUCGUGGAGGAGCGCCAGAAAGUUCAUUGUCUGAAUACACUUUUUGCAAAGCUUCAGAUAAACCAGGCGAUCAUUUUCUGCAACAGUGUGACUCGCGUUGAGUUGUUAGCAAAGAAGAUCACCGAAUUGGGUUUUACGUGUUUCUACAUUCAUGCACGAAUGCUACAGUCUCAUCGCAACAGAGUGUUUCAUGAUUUCAGGAACGGCGCAUGCCGCUGCCUGGUGUCUUCAGACUUGUUUACCAGAGGCAUUGAUAUUCAGUCUGUUAAUGUUGUAAUUAAUUUUGAUUUUCCUCAAAACUCGGAAACAUACUUGCACAGAAUAGGAAGGUCUGGUCGGUUUGGACACCUGGGAUUGGCGGUGAACCUCGUGACGUAUGACGACCGAUUCAAUCUCCACAGGAUCGAGCACGAGCUGGGGACUGAAAUCAAGCCCAUACCCAGUCACAUCGACCCCGAGACAUACACAUAG
This is a messenger RNA of Cyclospora cayetanensis, 1191 nucleotides long. RefSeq names its product probable ATP-dependent RNA helicase ddx6. Lineage: Eukaryota; Apicomplexa; Conoidasida; Eucoccidiorida; Eimeriidae. The record is from RefSeq and is a predicted model, not a curated record. The transcript has 5 exons. Gene Ontology annotation, biological process: P-body assembly; cytoplasmic stress granule assembly. Gene Ontology annotation, molecular function: ATP binding; mRNA binding; RNA helicase activity. Bases 31 to 1191 code for a protein of 386 amino acids. Gene Ontology annotation, cellular component: P-body; cytoplasmic stress granule.